CCUUGGUCUUUUUCAUAAAGCAGAGGACAGACAAAAGAGUGCACGCAGCAGGCUUUCAGCACAGUCUGCCAGUGAAGCCAAAGCUCCCUGAAGCGUGAUUUCGUUUCCAGCAGGAUCAAGACUUGAGUCAGUUUGCACUUCAUCAUUAACAGUGAACUGCGCCAUUGAUGGGCUUUGAAUUUCUCUUGGCUGGCAAAGCCUGGAGAGGAACUUUAGGGAGCGAAGAAAGUUAACAACCUGAAACUCUCCAGCUGCAGAACGAUAAAUUGAAUACAGUCCAAGUCUGAUCUUUGUCGUCUAGGUCACCAUGCCAGAUGAACGCUUCCUCCUGUUUGCCCUGGCGUUCCCAGUCGUGAUGGAGGUCCUCAGGGUCCACGGCUGUCAGACUGGCUCAGGGUCAGAGUGUGAAAAAGCCCCUUUUGUUCCAGGCCAUAACCUUGCAGGAGAGGGUUUUGAUGUGGUGCGGAUGCGACGAACAGGGGCGUAUGUCAUCAACGUCAAAGCUCAUCUGGGUGACAACAAUACAUGUACGCUGUGUCCAAACCGCUUCCAGAAAGGACAGAUUCAGAGACUCCCUGCAUCUGUCCUCGACUGGCGUCCUUUCAGCCGCUGCAGUAAACAGCUCUCCAGUGCCCUCCACCACUCUGUGGACUCGCUGUUACGCAGUUCCAACUCUCUGGUUAGCAACAACUGGGGCGCGGGUUUGAGCCUAGACAACAUUGGCAAGGCCCUGCUGGGUGGAAGCCGAUCAGACCUGGCCAAGUUUGCUCGGACGCAGCACAGUGUGGACAGAGCCACGUUUGCAAUUCAUGAAAUCAGCUGCACUUACUACAGCUACAGACUGGCUGACCACCCCAAACUGAGCUCAGAGUUUACAAAGCAUCUGAAGAGACUCCCACAGAGCUUAAACACAAGCCAGGACAGAGCUCUGUACAGACGGCUCAUCGACACCUAUGGGACACAUUAUAUACACCAGGUCCAUCUUGGAGGUAAAGUGAGGAGGAUAACGGCCUUCAGGACAUGUCUGGCCACACUGAAGGGUUUCUCCGAGUCCGAGAUCAAAAACUGUCUGAACAUCGAGCUCCGCAUGGCUCUGGGUUUCCUUCCAGGUAAUGUGUCAUUCUCCAACAAAUGUGACAGCCUCUUGAAGGGAAACAUGAGCAUGGGCUUUUACCAAGGCUUCAUGACCCAUAAAAUUGAGGUUUUCGGAGGGGAGAAGUACUUCCCUGACAUCCUGUACCAGCAGGACCCGUCUGAAGCGUACCACAGCUGGAUGAACAGUCUCCAUGACAACCCUGAUGUCGUCUCCUACGCCAUCUUCCCUCUGCAUCAUCUGGUGGAGGACCCACAGAUCAGCGCUAACCUGAAAACCUCGGUCACGGAGUACAUUAAAGAAAACCAGCUGCAGGAGGACCAGCUGGGUUUGAAGAAGUGCACCCCGACUCCUAACUUGGACCAUAACUGCUGUCCUCUACGGGCCGGCAGGGGGACUCUGAGGCUGGAGAUCCACAGAGCUGCCGGUCUGAGAGCAGAUACCUUCACAAAGACGGACGCCUACGUCAAGAUCUUCUACAACGGCAUGUAUGAAGAGACAGAUACUGUGAUGGACGACAAUAACCCGGUGUGGAACGUCACCUAUGAGUUUGGAUCAGUGGAGCUGGGUCGGGACUUGAGGUUUGAAGUGUGGGACAGAGAUGUUCUUUAUAACGACAUGGCUGGGAGAUGUAUAGUGUUCCCUGAGCGAGGAACUCAUUCCCUGAGCUGUCAACUCAGUAAGGGAGUUCUUUAUUUCACUUACAGUAUUAAAUGUGACGCUCAUCUGACAGGCUUCAGGUGUGGACGAUACUCUCCCAGCGCUGAAUAGAUCACCACGUUAUUCCUUUACAUUUUUUUUUUUUUUAUUCUAUCAUAUUUAACUCCUUUUUUUUAAUCUUGGUCAGAUUAUAUUUAUCAACAUUACUUUAGGACUGAGAACCACCCUUCCUUUUUUGUAUAAACUUAACCCAUAAAGACCCAAACAGCCACCGGCAACCAAAAGCAUCUACCUUUAAUACCUGCUGACCCACUAUUCUGAUCGAUACAUGUAAAUAAUUUGUGUAAAAUGCAGUUUGUCGUCUUUUCACGGUCAUCAGAUACGACUCAUUUGGAUGUCUAGAGGCUUUGUAGUGAAUGUGGAAACA
Messenger RNA from Sphaeramia orbicularis (orbiculate cardinalfish), 2180 nucleotides. RefSeq names its product perforin 1.5 (gene prf1.5). Gene Ontology annotation, cellular component: membrane; membrane attack complex. Gene Ontology annotation, biological process: T cell mediated cytotoxicity; defense response to virus; immunological synapse formation. The record is from RefSeq and is a predicted model, not a curated record. The coding region runs from base 308 to 1864 and encodes 518 amino acids. The transcript has 5 exons. Gene Ontology annotation, molecular function: wide pore channel activity. Lineage: Eukaryota; Metazoa; Chordata; Actinopteri; Kurtiformes; Apogonidae.